Messenger RNA from Toxotes jaculatrix (banded archerfish), 578 nucleotides. Its product is annotated as essential MCU regulator, mitochondrial-like. Gene Ontology annotation, cellular component: mitochondrial inner membrane; uniplex complex. The record is from RefSeq and is a predicted model, not a curated record. Bases 40 to 333 code for a protein of 97 amino acids. Gene Ontology annotation, biological process: mitochondrial calcium ion homeostasis; calcium import into the mitochondrion. Lineage: Eukaryota; Metazoa; Chordata; Actinopteri; Toxotidae. The transcript has 3 exons.
GUUUUCCGCAUUGCUGCCGCAUCAAACGCUUGUGAAAACAUGGCGUCGGCCCUGGGUCGCCUGGCCAGGCUGUCGGUCCUGAGAAACGCCCGCACCUCGCCGCUGAGCGCCGCCGACGGGCCGGGGAGGACCGUGGCACCGUGCCGGACAGCCGUGUGCACAUCCUCCGGUGCCAUUCUGCCCAAACCCAAGAAGACCCCCUUCGGCCUUAUCCGGAUUGCUCUGGUAGUGGUGCCCUUCUUGUAUGUGGGGACUCUGAUCAGCAAGAACUUUGCUGCGCUGCUGGAGGAGCACGACAUCUUUGUCCCCGAGGACGAUGACGAUGAUGACUGAGGGGUGUGUAAGGCUUCCUGGUUAUCAGAUCAUCUUGCUUCAUCACUACCACCUGGAGGAGUCUGAGCCUCUGAGCAGAUAAAUGCCUUCCUCUGCUGUGUUCUUAUGUCACCACUGUCUGCACUGGAUUCAGGGUUUUUGCUGUUAUCCACACUGUUAUAGGGCUGUUCCAGGCUGAUCAUAGCGUACUGUAUUUGCAUGCACUACUCAAGUCUUAAUAAAGGUAAUGAUAAUUGUAAAAUGCA